Molecule: messenger RNA, 1539 nt
Organism: Paramecium pentaurelia
Lineage: Eukaryota; Ciliophora; Oligohymenophorea; Peniculida; Parameciidae
Source: the annotation of a GenBank genome assembly
AUGUCUUUAGAUCGAAUGAGAAAGAGUUUCCAAAUCAUUUUUGGAAUUGAUAAUUGUAAAGCAACAAGAGAACCAAUAAUUCAAGAGAGAAUUUAACAAGAAUUUGUUUUUGAUUCUAAAUUGAAUGAAUAAUAACAUUAAAACAAAUUUUCAAUGAUGAAUCAAUAAAGAAAGAGAUCUAAUUAAUAUUAUUAUGUUUUAGAUAGAUUAAGGUCAUUUUAACAAAAUAAAACUUAAUCUAAUGAAUAUGAAAAAAUUCCUGUCAUAACUUAUCUCAAAAAUAAUAUAGAAGUAAUUGGAUUAUUUCAAGUAAUAGAAAAAAGUAAAUUUGAAUAUCAAUCAUGCUAGAUGGAAUUAUUAAGAUCGUUUCCCUGAAAAUGACAGUUCCAAUAUUAGUUCAUCAUUUGGUGAAAAAUUAGUUCAAAAAAGUUCAUAAAUAAUAGCUAGUGUUAGUAAAUAAGACUUUAGACCUUAUUAUGCUUAAGAACAUAUAUAAGAUAAUAUGUAUAUCUAAUCUUAAUCAUAAUAAUACAAUCAAAAUAAAAUAUUGUAAUCAAAAAAGUAAUAAACCAUUUUUGGCGGAAAUAGAUCUAAAGUUAAUUUUCUUAGGGAAGAUAAAGAAUAAAGAUCAAAAAGUCAUAAAUCAGAAUCUAAUUUUUUAAAAUUAGGUGGAAUAUUAGAGGAUGAUUUUAUAUUACCUUCUUUUUUAAAAGAUGAAUCUAUUCAUUAUAAAGUAGUUCAAGAUAAUAUUCAUGAUAAAAAUAUUAGAGUAAAAGAGGUUAAAACUAAUAAUAAUAAAUUUUUAGAAUUAUAAUAAUAUAAUUUUUCAUCCUUUAAUAAAGAAAAUAAUCCCAAUAAUUUCUAAUUGAAAUUAAAUAGAUCAUUUUAAUAGAUUGGUUUCAAUAAAAUUAAUUGUUAAAUCAAUACUGAUGAUUUGAUAGAAAAAGAUUAACCAAAUAAAAAGCCAAUAACACAGAAAAAAUAAAAUAAAAUUAAGUUCUGUAAUGAAAAAAAUCCAUUUUUUAUUUCAAAUGAUGAGAAUCCUUAAUUUGAAUGCAGAUUUAAAUCUCCUUGGCAAAAUUCAAAUCUUAUAAAAGAUAAUUAUAAUGAAUGUGAAUCUAAUAAUAGUAAAUAAUUGGAUAAUCAAAAAAAAAAAUCAUCUGAUUCUAUUGAAUAAUAAGGUAAUAUUUCUUUUGGUAAUUGUGAUAUCAAUCUAUCUAAUGAUCAAUAAUUAAUUAAAAUUGAAAAUGAUUAAUAUAAAGAAAGGUAAAAUCUUUAAAGUUCAUUUAUUUUUGACAAUUAUGUAAAUCCAAAGUUUGAUUUUGAAAAUCAUUCUCCUUUAUCAAAAGAAAAAUCUAUAAAUAAAUAAAAAUAAUUAGAUUUUUCAGAACAAACUCCUGUAUUUAAAUAAUAAGAGGAAAACAAUUAAACUUUUUAUUAAAAUAAAAUUAAUAAAUUUUAAGGAGAAUAAAAAAUUAAUCCAAUAUCAAGAAAUAAUAUAUGUGUUAAAGAAUAAAUUUAAAAAAACCUUGCAUAUGA